Messenger RNA from Lotus japonicus, 1255 nucleotides. Its product is annotated as putative FBD-associated F-box protein At5g38570. NCBI's taxonomy places the organism in Eukaryota, Viridiplantae, Streptophyta, Magnoliopsida, Fabales, Fabaceae. The coding region runs from base 117 to 1133 and encodes 338 amino acids. The transcript is spliced from 2 exons. Gene Ontology annotation, molecular function: protein binding. The record is from RefSeq and is a predicted model, not a curated record.
UUGAAAGGAAAAGUGGACAGGUGAGACUAAUCAAUUCAUGGAUAUUAAUUACAGAAAAUAAAUUUGGUACUAUAAGAAACUUUGGAGACGAAGUGCAAAAGGUAUCAAAGAGCACAAUGGAUGAUAGAGUUAGCACAUUGCCAGAUGAAAUACUUGGUCACAUUCUCUCUUUUCUGCCAACAGAGGAAGCUGUUGCCACAAGUGUUCUAUCAAAGAGAUGGAGGCCUCUCUGGCUUUCCCUCACCACUCUCAUCCUCGAACCUCCUAUCCCACGGUUUAAUCCACCGUGGGAAAGUGAGGAUGAGGAUGAGGACUAUUACCUCUUCUUGCUGUCUCUCCUCAAGGCUAAUGUGCAGCGCUCCAUUUUGAAAUGUAGAGCUCUUGUUGUUCUCAAAUUGAAUGGGAGAUCUGUGAAAAGCCAUUACAAUUUUGACUUUCCCUUGCUCAAAGCCUUGCAUUUGAAUCAAGUCACAUUUUCUGAAAAUCGGUUUCUUGUGGAGCUUCUUGGUGGUUGUCCAGUUCUUGAGGAUUUGGAAGCACAUGAUAUAUGUUUUGAGAGCAAUUCAUUUAAGUGUGAGUAUAAGAUUUUACCCAAAUUGGUCACAGCAAGUGUUUCUGGAGUGUCUAAACCUGGUAUUCCCCUAAUAACUUUAUCCAAUGCCAAGUUUCUUCGAUUAGAACAGUGUGAUAUAAGGGACAUUCCGAUUUUUUCCAAUUUAACUCAUUUGGACUUGAUCUUCCCAUUGAGAACGGUUCCCUGGUCUUUUCUAUUUGACAUGCUCAAGAAUUGCCCUAAGCUUCAAGAUCUUGUGGUUGAUAAGAUUGGACAAAGGAACAUAGUUGCUGAUGAUUUUUUUUGGUCUGGAGUUGCUGAUGAUGAUGAUGUCUUUUGUUAUCCAGAUGCUGUUGCAGACUGUCUUUGUUCACAGUUUAGGAACUGCAAUAUUACAAAUUAUAGUGGAGAGAAAAAUGAGAAACAAUUUGCUGAAUACAUUAUGCAGAAUUCAAAAUCUUUACAGGCCAUGACAAUCUGUGGUGUUGCUUGUUUGCCUCGAACGGAGAAGUAUCAUAUACUUAAUCAACUGUCCCUGUGCCCAAAGAGCUCUGCUAACUGUGUGGUUUCAUUUAAAUGACAUGUUGUAAUCGAAAAUUGUUGCUAAUUGUCUGCUUUAAUUUUUAGCAUAUGGAUUUUGUAGUUGUGCAAUUUGAAGAAUAUGAUGGAUCUUAAUGUCAGAUUUUGAAAAUUAUUUUUUCU